AUGGAAACUCAUAAGAAAAUUUAUAAAAGAAGAAAUGAGCUGCCUUUAAAUAAAUUUCAUCAACUCAAAAGAUCAAAAACAAAUCAAAAGGAAGGGGAGAGUUGUAAGAAAUUAAAAAAAUAAGUAAGAGAUCUUCAAAGGUUGAUAAAUAAAGGUCAUUUAAAUGAAGAAAUAAAAUAGACGAAACAAUAAGAUUUAGAGACCAAAUAAAAAUAACUAAAUUAGAAAUAGAAUGAAUACAAGUAGCAAUAGAAAAAAAUUGAUUAUUUUGCCAGAAAAUAUAAGAAAAUAAAAUAAGUGGAUUUGAAAAAGUUGAAGAGACAAUUAGAGAAGAUUCAAAAAGAGCUAGAAACUACAGAAAAUAGGGAACCGUUGUUGGAGUAGGAAUCUGAAAUACAAGAGAAAAUUAAUUAUGUCAAAUAUUAUCCUAAAGAUUAAAAAUAUAUUUCAUUAUUUGGUAAGAAUUUGAAUGAUCAUGCAAAAGAAUAAUAAGAACUUUUAAUUGACAAAAGCAAAAAGAAUUUCAAAUAAAAGGAGUUAAAGAAAUAUAGAAUGAUUGAGUAGACUCACAAGGAAGUUAAUGAUGAUUUUUUGAUGGAUGAAGAAAACGAUUAGGUUGUUAGCAAAUAAUUAGUUGAUAAAUAAGGAAAAGUAAUCAAACAAUAGAAAUUUAAUUCAUUACAAUGA
This is a messenger RNA of Paramecium tetraurelia, 687 nucleotides long. RefSeq lists its product as uncharacterized. Gene Ontology annotation, cellular component: preribosome, small subunit precursor; nucleolus. Gene Ontology annotation, biological process: maturation of SSU-rRNA from tricistronic rRNA transcript (SSU-rRNA, 5.8S rRNA, LSU-rRNA). The transcript is spliced from 3 exons. The record is from RefSeq and is a predicted model, not a curated record. NCBI's taxonomy places the organism in Eukaryota, Ciliophora, Oligohymenophorea, Peniculida, Parameciidae.